AACACGUCUUCUAGUUGUCUUGUCCUGUUGGUUCUGCUGAAUUUCUUAGUUGAAAUGAAAUAAGCCUAGAUCUAGAAUCUAGGUCUAAUAUUUUUUUUAAGGUUCAUAAUUAAUUAGACAUAGGCCUAGGACGGCUCCAAUUAAAACUAACCGAUGUUCUGUUUCUAGAAGGAUGUUCUAGGAUACCACAUCAUUAUUGUGUUGUCCAGUAUUGUGAGUGGGCUCUGGAACUCACAAUGAUGAAAUAAUUUUGAGAAUUUAAAUUUGAGUGAAUCAUUUGUUUUUUGCUGAUGCAGCAUGAGUAUACUAAAUAAACCAAACAAACAAGCGCAGUCCUUAAACCAAGCAAGACUUGAGAAGUGGACUAACAGGGAACUACAACUAACAAUCUUACAUGAGGAAAUAAUCAACAAAAGAGAAGCUUUAUUAAGGACAUCCAAAAAUUUUCUUCAGAAAACUCCCCUACAAGAUCUCCCUCUGAAUAAUGUGGAUGCAGCUAUUCGUAAUGAUAGAUUAUUAAAGGAUAUCAAUCAGGUGGAGGCAGUUUUAAAUGACAGUUUGUUUGAAGCACAGAGUCCUAAAUUUGCUUAUCUCCAGGCUAACUACUGGUCAAUGGUGAAAAAUAUGUACCCCAUCUGGCAGAAAUCAUUAGAUGAAGUAUGAAUGUUGAAUUGUUUUAUUUAAAUAUAAUAUAUAUGUGGAAUAAAAAAAUAUUAAAUAUUAAUA
Molecule: messenger RNA, 726 nt
Organism: Physella acuta
Lineage: Eukaryota; Metazoa; Mollusca; Gastropoda; Physidae
Product: centrosomal protein 15 kDa
Source: RefSeq, a predicted model, not a curated record